UGAACACGAGGAAGAAGAAGAAAAAGAAGAAGAAUACAUCAAAGCAUCAAGUAGAAGACAGGUCAGGGAAAACGAAAAUCGUCAGUUGAGCUUUAAAUACAUUUUUUUAAAAUCCUCUAAUGUUUUCUCCCACCGAAUUGAGAUUGUUCUGGUAGUUUCGGAAAGUAAAAUAGCAGCCCAAGAGAGAAGAGACCGAAAUUCUACAGGAAACAGAAGGGUC
This is a messenger RNA of Candidula unifasciata, 220 nucleotides long. Lineage: Eukaryota; Metazoa; Mollusca; Gastropoda; Stylommatophora; Geomitridae. The record is from the annotation of a GenBank genome assembly.